AUGGCUUCAAUGAGCGAUCUCCUGGCUGACCCGGCUGACAGAGCCAUGUUCAUGGAGCGCCUUGAGCAGCUGGGCAUCCAGCACGACCGUGAGCAGGCGCUCCGGGCUGCUGCGAUGGCCUCGCAGAAUGCCGGUCAGGCUGGCGACCGCAAUGGUCGCAAGUCUCCCGGAAAGUCCUCCUCCUCCUCGGAGGAGGAUGUUGAGACUGGCAGCGGCGUCCGCCUUACCAACGAGUACCUCUCGGGUAACCCGUACGGCUUGCUCGCAUCUCUCGAGACCGCCGAGAACUCGGCGCAGUUGAACACUUCCUCUUUGAGAGGCAGUCCUUCCCGUUCUUCCCAGAAUGCCGCCAAGGCGCUGCGUCCUACUUCGUCCGACACAGCCGCUGUGGGUGGCAGCCGUUCCACAAUCCCUGAGACCACCGCUAGCGACGUCUUCAAAGAGACCGCGUCUGGCUCAGGCAAGAAUCCCGUGGUCACGGCCUUGUCUUACACCCUCGGUCAGAACAACCUCCAGACCUCGGAGGCUGGUGGCAAUGGCAUGUCUCAGCGCAAUGAGUAUGUCGGUGGCUCUCCCAGCAAGGGCAUCUCUUCCUUCGUGCGCAAUGUCGCCGAUACCUCUCAGUUCGGCUUCCCCUCUGGUUCUUGCAUCUUCGUUGCCAAUCUCCCUGAGUACAAGGAUGACAUUACUCUCGAGGCCGCUGUGAUCAGCGAGUUCGACCGCUUCGGAGUUGUCUUCGUCAAGAUUCGUCGCGAUGGAAGCGGCAUGCCCUACGCCUUCGUUCAAUUCAACACGAAGGAGGAUGCCGAGGAUGCCCGCAUCCAGGGUAGAGGAAGCUUGAUUCUUGGUCGCCCGUGCCGCACCGAGACUGUUCGCGCCAAUCGCACCUACAUCAUCUACCGCCAUGAUCGAGUUAAUAUGACGGUUGAGGAGGCCCAGGAGCUCUUGACUCCAUUCGGCGCGCUUGACAGAAUCAACCUUUUGGACAAGGAGAUUCAAGAGAAGCUCGGACUUCCGGUCACUGUUCGUGUUCAGUUCGCUGUUCAUGACCCCUCUCAGCAAGUCCUUCGGGCUUUCCGCAUGAACCACACAUACAGGGUUGAGUCGUACGACUUCAAGAAGGCCAUGCAGAUCCGAGCUCGCAUGCCUCAUCGUCCUCCCAUGGAGAACAACACUGCAGAGCGUGACGGUCGUUCCAUCUUCAUGGGUGAUCUCCCUCUCGGCUUCACCGAGGACAAGAUCCGCAACCUCAUGGAUCAAAUUGGAGGUGUGGUCGCCGUCCACACCCAGCAGUGCGCUUAUGAGGACGGUCCCAAGCAAAUUGCGUUUGUUGAGUUCACCAACGUCAGCUAUGCCCGGUCUGCCAUUGAGCGUUUCAAUGACUCCCUCGUCGAGGACCACAUCAUCCGCGUUCAACAGCGUAUGGAUAGACGUCGUCGCUACGGCGGCUUCAACGGCGGCGGCAGCAACCGCGCCUUUCAGAGCAACAGCUACCAUGGCAAUGUCGCUUCUACUCCUGCUCGUGUUAGCCAUCUUCAGCAGCGCCUUACCAGCCUGGCCAUCGAGGCUGCUCCCUCCUCCGAGGCUGCCCAGGGCACGCUUACUGUCAUGCCCACUGGCUAUCCUCUUAACCCCGGACAUGGCCUGAUGGUUGGCACGCAGUCUAUGCAGGCUCUGCAGAAUGACAAUUGCAUGCAGCAGAGCACUCAGCAGACCACGCAGCAGACCCCGCAGCAGAAUAUGCAGCAGACCACGCAGCAGAACAUGCAGAGCAUCCAGACUCAGACUCAGAUGCACCCCCAGAUCAACAUCAACCAGGGCAUGCAGACCCAGACUCAGCAGCCCUUGAACAACCAGAUGGUUCCGCAGAUGCAGAUGCAGUCUGGCCCGAUGCAGCAGGUUCAGCCCGCCAUGCACUCUCCUAUGCACAUGCAGCCUAUGAGCCAGCAGAUGAGCAACCGGAUGGCUCAGCAGUCUCCCAUGAAUACGCAGCCCAUGGGUCACAACAUGAACCAGCAGGCGAUUCAGCAGGCUCCCAUGAAUGCGCAGCCCAUGGGUCAACACAUCAGCCAGCCCAUGGUCCAGGGAAUGCCCAUGCAGCAGACUCAGGUCCAGUACCCCAUGGCUCCUCCCCCCCUUCCUUCUCAGAUGGGAACUCCUAUGCACAACAACAACAAUGGCAUGCCGUACUACGCUCAGGGUGGCCCCGUCCAGACCCCUGUUCAGCAGUCUCCCGUUGGCUUCUGGGGCUACGGCCACGGCACUCCUCUCUGGACUCCGUUCACUCGCGAUUUCGCGCCGCACUCUUCCCCGGCUCAACACUCUCAGAUGCCCUUCACUGGUCUGAUGCAGUCUGAGCCUGCCAUGACUGAUGUCAACCAGGCUUUCGUCACUGACGGUUCCGACCGUUCCAACUAG
Messenger RNA from Colletotrichum acutatum, 2418 nucleotides. RefSeq lists its product as uncharacterized. The transcript is spliced from 8 exons. The record is from RefSeq and is a predicted model, not a curated record. Gene Ontology annotation, cellular component: nucleus. Lineage: Eukaryota; Fungi; Ascomycota; Sordariomycetes; Glomerellales; Glomerellaceae. Bases 1 to 2418 code for a protein of 805 amino acids. Gene Ontology annotation, molecular function: mRNA binding.